CAAAAGUCAUGUGUAACCUUGAUUGAAAAUUAUCAAUUUAUCACAAAACAAAGAUAAGAGGUGUACUCCCCACUUACUUCUUUGUGUUAAGAAGAAUGAAUCACUUACUUCCCUGUUAUUUUUGUUGCUGACAUGUGCAGAAUGAGAUAACAUCGACUUACCUAACAGUUUUUUUGUUCCUAGUGUUGAAAACAAUGUAAAAUGCCACGCAAUACUUCUGAAUAUGAACCAAUUGGUGAAUCCUCCCAUCAAACUCUCGACUUGAAUCUUGAUGAUUUCCAGUGUGACCUUUACGGCUACACUAGGAGCUCCAUACGCACUUUUUUCUACAAUUUUCUGGGAAUAGUAUUUUUAGGCCUUCCUUACUUACUCUCUAGUUGGUUUUCGCGCCUCAAAUCGUGGAAAUAUCGAAAAUGUAGCUUAAAACAAGCAAAGAUUGUCUUGAUCAAAGACGUGCACGGAAAUUGUGAUUUUGUCGAAAUUAAGACUGAAAAUACCAAAUUGCCUAAUUACGGUCAUGUGCCUUUAAGAUUUUUCAUUUAUAGACAUGCGAAAUACGUGUGGAUCCCCCAUAGCGAGUCUUUUGGGACUCUAGACCUGUUAAUACCCCCACAGACAGUUGAUAGUUAUGUUAAUAACACAGACGGGUUGUUUUAUAACGACUAUGUUGAUUUGUUAAAAUUAUACGGAUUGAAUAAAAUCGAAAUUGAGGUGAAAUCCUACUGGAGAUUGUUCGUCGAUGAAGUUUUUAAUCCAUUCUAUGUCUUCCAAGCAUUUUCCAUGACUUUGUGGUGUUUUGACCAUUAUUACAUUUAUGCAUGUUGUGUUUUUAUCCUCACAUUAUUUUCGGUGAUCACUGCUUUAAGACAAACAAGAAAACAAAGCGAAGCUUUGCAUGAUUUAGUCGAAUCAUCCAAAUGUCAUAAUGUUAAAGUUUUGCGACGAAAUCUCCUCUCAGAGAAUGUGUUUCAAGAUGCUGACCCUUCAGAAUUAGUCCCUGGAGAUUUAAUCAUCCUACCGAAAGCUAAUUUCGUAUUACCUUGUGAUGUAGUAUUACUAACUGGACAAUGUAUUGUUAACGAAAGUGUGCUAACUGGGGAAAGUGUCCCAGUGACUAAAACCGCUCUACAUUCAAGUAACGAAAUCUAUAGUACAAACACCCACAAACGGCAUACACUCUUCUCGGGGACUUUAAUGAUACAAAGUCGGUAUUAUGGGGGCGAAGAUGUCUUAGCAAGAGUCGUAACGACUGGUUUUAAUACUACUAAAGGGGCUCUAGUCAAAAGCAUCCUUUUUCCCACUCCAGUCGGUCUACAAUUCUACAAAGACAGUCUUAAAUUUGUUUUAGCUCUGUUUAUCAUAGCGGGCGCUGGAACCGCCUAUUGUCUCUAUUUAUACACCCAUCGCAAGGCCGAAAUUCGUGAAAUUGUGAUUAGAAGUCUUGACGUGAUAACAAUAGUUGUGCCACCUGCAUUACCGGCUGCGAUGACAGUCGGUAUAGUCUACAGUCAAAGCCGCCUUAAAAAACUCAAAAUCUUUUGUAUAAGUCCGCCAAAAAUCAAUGUUUGUGGUAAAGUAAAGUUGGCGUGUUUUGAUAAAACGGGUACUUUGACUCAAGAUGGCCUUGAUAUGCAUUCAAUUGUUCCAUGUGUCAAUUCAAUAUUUAGUGAGCCAAUCAGAGAGUGUCCUGAUUGUCAUAAUAGACUUGUACAAGCCAUGGCCACCUGUCAUUCACUCACACAAAUCGAUGGCGAAUUGACCGGUGAUCCACUCGAUUUGAGUAUGUUUCAAUUUACGAAAUGGAUUUUGGAAGAGCCAGGUGAUGAUGAAACUGCCAGAUUUGAUAUGUUAGCACCGACUAUAGUUAAGCCGGUGGAGAGUGGGGAUUCCCCGGAGUUUCCGUAUCAGUUGGGUAUAAUUCGUCAAUUUCCGUUUUCUUCGACUUUACAGUGCAUGUCUGUGAUUUGUAAAGAGUUAAGUGAACGAAAUAUGAUAGUUUUUACUAAAGGUGCCCCCGAGAAAGUUUCCGGGAUGUGUAAUCCGGAUAGUCUCCCGGAGAAUUUCUCGACACAAUUAUCACAGUUGGCGGUGCAAGGAUAUAGAGUUAUAGCCCUGGCGUGGAAACAAAUGCCGAUCAAAUUUAAAUGGAAGGAGGCACAAAGAGUCAAGAGAGAUGUCGUCGAGUGUGACUUGAUAUUUCUCGGUUUACUAGUAAUGCAAAAUACGCUCAAACCAGAAACAACUCCAAUUAUUAGACUUUUGCAUGAUGCUAAAAUUCGAACUGUUAUGAUAACAGGUGAUAAUAUUUUGACGGCGAUUUCUGUGGCACGUGAUUGCGAAAUGGUCAAAACACAUGAUGAAAUUUUUAUACUUGAAACGAAAAAUUGUAGCAAUUCGAGCUCCACGCCUGAGCUACUUUUACAAAAUCUCAAUUCGGCCAACACUCAAAGCAUUUCAAUCGAUUUCGAUUUUUCGCAUUGUCAUUUAGCGAUUGAUGGUAAAACUUGGACGAAAAUUCGUACGUUUUAUCCCGAUCUUCUGCCAAGUCUUUUAAUUCGCACCACGAUUUUCGCCCGAUUUCAACCCGAUCAAAAAACACAAGUAAUUACAUACUUGCAAAGCUUGGAUUAUGUCGUAUCGAUGGUGGGAGAUGGCGCUAAUGAUUGUGGGGCGUUGAAAGCAGCCCACGUUGGCGUUUCGUUGUCUCAAGCCGAGGCGAGUGUUGCAGCACCUUUCACGUCGGCAAUUCAGGACAUUUCAUGUAUUGUUCACUUAAUCUUGGAAGGGAGAUGUGCACUAGUUACAAGUUUUGCCGUUUUUAAAUACAUGGCGCUGUAUAGCUUGAUCCAAUUUACCACCGUUUUAAUUUUGUAUAGGCAAAAUUCAGUCUUGGGUGACGUCCAAUUCCUUUUCAUUGAUCUAAUAAUCACGACAAGUCUGGCUGUGACUAUUGGUAGACAAGGUCCAUCGAGUAAAUUAGGUGUGAAAAGACCCCCAGGGUCCCUUGUCGCCGCUUCAAUUCUCAUACCAAUUCUAUUACAAGUGAUUGUUUGUGUCAUUGUUCAAGUUGGUUCAAUGUUGUAUUUGUUUCAACAAGAAUGGUUCAAACCAGUACCAAGUCAUGCCGACCAUGAAGUAAUCGAGUGUUGGGAAAAUACAGUCCUUUUUUCAGUCUCGUCUUUCCAGUAUCUCAUUUUAGCUUUUGUCUACUCAAAAGGAAAACCAUUCCGGCAAAGAUUGAUUAGGAACUUUUGGUUUUUACUUUGUUCGGUUACACUCACUGCUUUUCAAAUCUGGCUGUUGGUAGCACCGACUCGAAAUGUCGCCGAAUUUUUCGAAAUCAUGUUUUUGCCACACAAAGCCAAAGAACAAAUUAUUUUUAGAUACAAAUUGUUGUUGAUUCCACUUGGACAUUUAUUCACCGCCAUGUUUAUUGAGGUGGCCAUAGCUGAUCGAACUUGGUUGAAAAAACUCCUCCAUUGCAUCAUCCGCAAAAAAAUACCCAAAAACAAGUACAAACUGCUAUUACAAGAUAAUGACAUUCAUCUCAAUUUAUUAAAUUUUAAUAAUUGAUAGUAUUAUACUGCGUUACAAAUAAAAGUCUGGAAACAAUAUUUAAAAA
This is a messenger RNA of Tribolium madens (black flour beetle), 3622 nucleotides long. RefSeq names its product polyamine-transporting ATPase 13A3-like. Gene Ontology annotation, molecular function: ATP hydrolysis activity; polyamine transmembrane transporter activity; P-type transmembrane transporter activity. The transcript is spliced from 15 exons. Gene Ontology annotation, biological process: polyamine transmembrane transport; intracellular calcium ion homeostasis. The coding region runs from base 202 to 3573 and encodes 1123 amino acids. Gene Ontology annotation, cellular component: membrane. Lineage: Eukaryota; Metazoa; Arthropoda; Insecta; Coleoptera; Tenebrionidae. The record is from RefSeq and is a predicted model, not a curated record.